This is a messenger RNA of Poecile atricapillus (Black-capped chickadee), 2612 nucleotides long. It is a transcript of the gene CAPZA1, whose product is annotated as capping actin protein of muscle Z-line subunit alpha 1. The record is from RefSeq and is a predicted model, not a curated record. Gene Ontology annotation, molecular function: actin filament binding. Bases 125 to 985 code for a protein of 286 amino acids. Gene Ontology annotation, cellular component: actin cortical patch; F-actin capping protein complex. The transcript has 10 exons. NCBI's taxonomy places the organism in Eukaryota, Metazoa, Chordata, Aves, Passeriformes, Paridae. Gene Ontology annotation, biological process: actin cytoskeleton organization; barbed-end actin filament capping.
CCCGUUUCUAUGAUGGCGGCCGCGCGGCGUCUGCCCGCAGCUAAGAUGGCGCCAGCAGCGCACCCGGCCCGCCGGCCGGCGCUCCCGGCAUGCACUGCGCGGGGCCGGGCACACAGCUGCCAAGAUGGCGGACCUGGAGGAGCGAGUGUCGGAUGAGGAGAAGGUGCGUAUAGCUGCAAAAUUCAUCACUCAUGCACCCCCUGGAGAGUUCAAUGAAGUAUUCAAUGAUGUCCGGUUAUUGCUUAACAAUGACAAUCUUCUCAGGGAAGGAGCAGCACAUGCGUUUGCACAGUACAACAUGGAUCAGUUCACUCCGGUGAAAAUAGAAGGGUACGAUGAUCAGGUCUUAAUCACUGAACAUGGUGAUCUGGGCAAUGGCAGAUUUUUAGACCCAAGAAACAAGCUUUCUUUUAAGUUUGAUCACUUAAGGAAAGAAGCAAGUGAUCCCCAGCCUGAGGACACAGAAUCAGCUUUAAAACAGUGGAGAGAUGCCUGUGACAGUGCAUUGAGAGCCUACGUCAAAGAUCAUUACCCCAAUGGCUUCUGCACUGUUUAUGGUAAAUCUAUAGAUGGACAGCAGACAAUUAUUGCCUGUAUUGAGAGCCACCAGUUUCAGCCCAAAAACUUCUGGAAUGGGCGUUGGAGAUCAGAAUGGAAGUUUACCAUCACACCACCGACAGCUCAAGUGGCUGCAGUGCUCAAAAUCCAGGUCCAUUACUAUGAAGAUGGCAAUGUCCAGCUGGUUAGCCACAAAGACAUUCAGGACUCUGUACAGGUGUCAAGUGAUGUCCAAACUGCUAAGGAGUUUAUUAAGAUCAUAGAAAAUGCAGAAAACGAGUACCAGACAGCAAUCAGUGAAAACUACCAGACUAUGUCAGACACCACUUUCAAAGCCUUACGCCGGCAGCUCCCCGUCACCCGCACCAAGAUUGACUGGAACAAAAUCCUCAGCUACAAGAUUGGCAAAGAAAUGCAGAAUGCUUAAUGCAGAAACAAGGAGGUGUAUGAAACAUUCGUGUGCAAAAAAACAAAUGUGGUCCUAUGCCAAGUAGAUGGUUUCUAAACCAGAGCAGCAUUUUUUUAGGGCUUUCAAAGUUAACAGGUUUUCUAGCCUGAGAGGGAACCAUGGAACAAAUAGUUGUCUUUGUGUUUUGUGUUUCCUGCCACAUAAACUUCCUGUUGUAGCUGCAUUUAAUAGGUCAUUUAAAUUCAGCCAUUCAUGGCUCAGAAGUACAGCUGUUUUCAGUCACUGGCUGGAAAACUUCCUAGCUGGAAAAGCCCUAUUAUUACCCCAGGAGAAGGUGCAGAGCACUCCCUUCACCUGUAUCCAGCACUCCAGGUAUCCAGUAAGUUUGUCAAACCUGCCAAGAGCUCACGGCGCUGCAAGACACAGUAAGUGUAAGACAGUGAGUCCUUGUGUAUCCUUAUUCCCAACCUCCACAAAGCAGAUGCCUGCAGGUUUAGAUUUUAGAAUCUAAGGAAAUGAGAAAUGUAGAAAAUGAGUUCACAGGAUCCUUUACAGAAUUCCCUACUGACCUAGCUCUUCCAGGGAUGUAACUUUUUUUUUUUUUAACCUGAAGGUUUGAGCCAUGUUCCCUAAAAGUGAACAUCUUUGUUCUCCCCUCCCUCGUGUACGUACGGUUACCAGACAUCUGCAUUUUUACAGAACUACAAGAUGAGUCACUGCUGAUCCACAAGGGCUGGAUGGUGAUUAAAAAUGCAAAUGUCUACAGAAUAGUAGGUAUGUUGUGCUUUAAUGCUUUGUGGCAGGCUCAUAGAUUUGUAUCACAGGUGUAUGGAUGAAUAGUGUAUAAAAUAAAUAAACUUGCACCAAAGUGAAAGAAAAAAUCCUUUCUAUUUGUCUCAGUUGUGGACAGUUGUCGCUAAAGGACACAACACGAUUCACAUGACCACCCUCAGUGUCAGAACAAAAACCCAUGACUUUAUUCUCUGACUCCAGCAUUUAUAGAUUCUCAACAAUGACCAGGGAUUAGAUAAUUAAGUUAUCACCUUCCCAAGCACACUGGUCAUGCGAAACGUCCAUCAAAAGACGUUUCUUAGAAGGAAUGUGAUAAAGAACUUAUGUUUACAGGAUUUUCAUGGGAAAGUAAUUAAAACUAUGAAAACAUUAUCAGAAGGCUUAAUUUUCAGGGUGACAGUUUCUUGUCAUUCUACAUGCUUGUUCUGCUUUACUAUUUUGCCCCUCUAGUAGUCAUAACAGUUUCUCUGAAGGGCAGGAUGAAGAGAUACCCAUAUGCCUUUCUCAGAUCUUGGAACGUGGAUUCACUAGAAAGUGAACCUCCUUUGGUGAACUCUCUGCUUUGUUUGCACUUGGUUAUCACUGGGCGCCUUGCAGGUUCUGGUUUUUAAACUGACUCAUGUGUUCUUGUUUUUAAAUACACAAAGAAAAAAGGCUUGGGAAGAGAGGGGUGGGGUUGCCUGUGCAUUACACUUCAGGUUUUGCACAGUAACACCACAAAAUAAGUGUUUAUGCUUUGUGAGUUUUAUCUAAAUAAAAUGUAUUUGUAUUUGCUGCUGAGACUGACAGUUCAUCCCUCAGGCAUCUGUAUCAACUAGUCUAGUGCAAAUACAGCAGUGUUUGUUUAAAGCCA